CCACAGAUAUAAAUGUUGAUUCACGUGAUAUCGGGGCGAAGAAUCAAAGUGGUUUGCGAAACAAGUUAUUCUGCCUCCAGUGGGCCAGCGGAGCAGUCAUCUCAACGAUCUCGGAGCAAAGUAACGAUCCUGCUGCUUGAAAUGAGUGGCACUUUAUAUUGGAUCUCCAUAUGGAGCUUACUUUUGGCUGGUAUUGCUGCAGAUAUCUCAGACUGCGAUUUCUUUGACACCGUGGACCUAACGCACAGUUUCAAGUUUGCAAAUGGAUCGUAUAGAUACGAGGAUCUUGUCAUACCCGCCAGACUUACAGGAGAGUAUGACUACAGGAUCCUUGACGGCGGAACCAGGGAGGAGGUCUCCAGGCACGUCAGGGGAUGUAUUUGCAAGCUAAGGCCGUGUAUUCGCCUCUGUUGCCAUCAUAAGAAGCUGAUGAGCAUUACCGAGUGUUCCGAGGAUGUAGAUGAAGGCCUCACCUACAAUUAUGCCCUAAAUAUAACGCUACCAAAUGGAAAUGUGACUGAGAAACACAUCAUGAAGGACAUGAUCGUUCAGCAGGAUCUACCGAUGCCAUGCCAAAUCCAUUAUCAUCUGGAUGCAGAGCAGUACGCGGAAGACAAGUGGACAUUAUUUGAAAAUGGCACCCUACUGCGACAUUAUGAUAAUGCGUUUUUAUACAAGCAGGAUUACUGCUUACAGCCCACAAAGUCAAAGUCUGGUGAAGAUUACUCUAUUGUGCCCUAUAACUGUGUCAUCCAGCCUUCGAUGACAAUGGCCUAUGUCAAACUAGCGUCCGUAGUGUUCAUGGCCAUGACAAUUGGUAUCUAUUCGUGGCUUCCCUUGUUUCAUACCGUCCAUGGCCAAUGUUGCAUUCUCUACUUCGUAAGCCUAAUGGCUACGUUUCUACUCAAUGUAGCCAGUACGUUUGGGGUAUUCGUAAACGAUCUAAUGUGCCUAGUCAACGGAUACGCGGGAUACUACGCAGCGAUGGCCACUUUUCUAUGGCUUUCCGUGAUCAGUUUUGAUGUCUGGAGAAGAUUUGGCUUGCAUCAGAAUCGAGAAUUCUGCAGAAGCAUGGGAAAUAGAUUUCUUCAUUACAAUCUCAUCGUUUGGAGCACUGCAGGCAUCUUGACUUUGGGUGUUCUUGUAGUAGAUCUACUCUUUCCCUAUUCCGGCGACUCAGAUUCAAAUUUUGUGCCAGCUGUGGGCGUAACUUCCUGCUGGAUCAUGACCGAUGGCUGGUCGGGUAUGUUUUACUUUUAUGGCCCGAUCUUCCUUCUUAUUUUAAUGAACGGGGUUAUGUUCUAUUUAACAAUCCGCAACAUUCGAGCGGAGAAAAAACUGAGGACAAAAGUCAUUAGAAAUUGCGACGAGAAAGAAACGUCGAGACUCCGUGCUAAUUUCGGCCUAUAUGUGUACCUUUUCGUAAUUAUGGGUGGCUGCUGGAUUCUGGAGAUAAUGGCGUUUAUAUGCGAAACCAAAAAGUUUUUGAUGCCAUUUACCAAAGCGAAUGACCUGAUAAACUGCAGUCAAGGCAUCAUAAUAUUUCUUUUAACAAUUUGCAACAAGGAGGUACUGAAAACCAUAAGGGACCGAAUACAACCGAAACGCACUAGUGGCAUUGAAUUUGAAACUUGCACAAUGACGCAGGACUGUCACCUGAUGCAUCAAUUAAGCUAGUUCCAAAACAUUCUUAUAUAUUUUUGAAACUUGUUUGCUUAUCGGUCCGUAGUGUAGUAGU
Molecule: messenger RNA, 1738 nt
Organism: Drosophila santomea
Lineage: Eukaryota; Metazoa; Arthropoda; Insecta; Diptera; Drosophilidae
Product: probable G-protein coupled receptor Mth-like 11
Exons: 7
Coding region: 13-1677 (554 amino acids)
Biological process (GO): cell surface receptor signaling pathway
Cellular component (GO): membrane
Molecular function (GO): G protein-coupled receptor activity
Source: RefSeq, a predicted model, not a curated record